Venustampulla echinocandica is the source of this 1497-nucleotide messenger RNA. RefSeq lists its product as uncharacterized. The transcript is spliced from 5 exons. Bases 1 to 1497 code for a protein of 498 amino acids. The record is from RefSeq and is a predicted model, not a curated record. Gene Ontology annotation, molecular function: macrolide binding; peptidyl-prolyl cis-trans isomerase activity. Lineage: Eukaryota; Fungi; Ascomycota; Leotiomycetes; Helotiales; Pleuroascaceae. Gene Ontology annotation, cellular component: chromatin; nucleolus.
AUGCCUCUUCUUCCAGUCGCCCUUUUCGGGCUUGAAGUCCCUUGCGGAGAUGUGCUCGUCCCAGCUACUCCUGAUUUCCCUGCGACUUUCCGCAUCACUAUGGCUGCCAUCGAUCCUAGUGAGCCCGCAGAGCUUGAGGAUACCCCCAAUGGCACCUCUCGCCCUCGUGCUACCUUGAAACUCAUCCGCCAAGUCGAGGACUCUGAUGAUGAAGAUGAUGAGGACGACGAGGAGGCCAUGCGUGCGCUCUUGGCCCAGAGUUCCUCUGAUGAGGACAGCGAGUCAGAUGAGGAAGCCAAUGGAGGCCCUAGCGACCCAAGCAAGUCGAAGAAGGCCCGCAAGCAAGCUGCUUUGGAACAACUCAUCGAAUCUCUCAAGGGUGAUGCUUCAGAUGAGGAUAUGGAGGACGCUCCCAACGGCAUCGUCAGCAAGAAGGCAAACAAGAAGGGCAAGGCCAAGGCCACCAGCGAUGACGAGGAGAGUGAAGAUGAGAGUGAUGAUGGCGAGGAUCUCGACGUCGAGGAGUUUGUUCUUUGCACCCUUGAUCCAGAGAAGAACUACCAGCAACCCCUGGACAUCACCGUUGCGGAGAAUGAGCGUGUGUAUUUCAAGGUCACUGGUACCCACACUAUCUACCUUACAGGCAACUACGUGAUUCCCGAUGACGAUGGACACAAUCAUCACCACGAGGUUUAUGACUCCGAUGAUGAUGAGGAUUAUGAUCUCUCUCCUGAUGAGGAUGAGCUUGAUCUGGAAGGUGAUGAGAGUGACGACCUGGAUGAUCUCCCAAAUCCUCGCGUGACCGAGGUUGAUUCCGAAGAUGAGGCACCAGCUCUUGUCAAGAAAGCCGACAAGAAGGGCAAAAACAAGCGCUCCGCUGACGAAAUUGAUGCCGCCACCUCCCUGGAUGAUAUAAUGGCCAAGUCACUCAAGUCCCAGGCUGCCGAAGAGCCCAAGCUCAGCAAGAAGCAGUUGAAGAAGUUGAAGAAGAACAAUGGGGAAGCUGUGGCAGCCAAGGCGGAGGAGCCAAAGUCCGCUGACCCCAAGGACAAGAGCGACAAGAAGGUACAAUUUGCCAAGAAUCUCGAGCAAGGUCCAACCGGGUCAGAAAAGCCAAAGGCCGAGGCAGCUUCUGCUAAGGACAAGGGGAAUAAGGGUGCAUUGGGCGUCAAGAAUGUCGGCGGUGUCACAAUUGAUGACAAGAAGCUCGGAAAGGGUCCCGCAUGCAAGAAGGGUAACAGAGUCUCGAUGAGAUACAUUGGCAAGCUCGCUGAUGGCAAGGUCUUUGACUCAAAUAAGAGCGGCAAGCCUUUCUCCUUCAAACUUGGUGCUGGUGAAGUCAUCCAGGGUUGGGAUAUCGGCGUUGCUGGCAUGUCAGUUGGAGGCGAGCGAAGACUUAUCAUCCCCGCAAAGCUGGCAUAUGGCAGCAGAGGCCAACCUGGUAUCCCAGCCAACAGCAAUUUGACAUUUGAUGUCAAGCUGUUGGAAGCCAAGUAA